Apis florea (little honeybee) is the source of this 2874-nucleotide messenger RNA. RefSeq names its product polypyrimidine tract-binding protein 1 heph (gene heph). NCBI's taxonomy places the organism in Eukaryota, Metazoa, Arthropoda, Insecta, Hymenoptera, Apidae. Gene Ontology annotation, cellular component: nucleus. Gene Ontology annotation, biological process: mRNA processing. Gene Ontology annotation, molecular function: RNA binding. The record is from RefSeq and is a predicted model, not a curated record.
CACGGCUCCUCUCGUGGCGUGCCAUGACUCGUGGCGAAGUUUUAGCGUCGCCUACCUCUACUCGUGGCGUGCCUACAACUCUUAGCCGGAUCUAUUACGCGCAGUUUUCGUGUUCGCGCGACGUUUCAUCCUCGCAACUAGUUUUCCGCGUUAUCGCAGCUUUUUUUUUUGUUUCCUACCUCUUACUAUUUCUUCUUGUCUGUCGCUUGUCAUUUGUUUUUCGUGUGGUACGCGAUUCGCGCGGCGUGUGCGCUCGUGCCCGGCUUGCUAGUUUCCAGUGUGUAACACGAGCUCAGUGUGAAACGGCUGACGUCGCUCGUCACGGCAUUUUUUUUUAAGCGUCACGCGGGUGAACCGGAAGAAAGAGGCUCGAUCUCGCCGGAAGUUGCCGAAGCUGCCGGCCAGCGUGAUCCGCAGACCGAUUCUCGACGCGCCAUCUCCUAACCUCUAAAAGCGUUUUCGCGAACCGCUCUCUGUGACAACCGAACCAAGCAGCGGCUGCGUCCUCCUGCUCUCAUCCGUGUGACGUUGUCUUCGAUUCGAUAUUCACGCGGCGUUCGCGCGUUCGUUCACUUCACUUGCCGCGUAGUGCGUGCGCGGAAAUCAUCGAUCUCUGUUUUUCCAAGUGACACACCAUCACCGAUCGCCGGUAUAAUAUUCGCGGGCGUCGCAACGCAUCGUGAAACAAAAGAGAUAAGGAAAUAUAUUCUAACCUGUGUGCCUCUCGUUUGUGUGCUUUGUGCCAAGGAUAUUCACGUGUGUGUGUACGAUAAUUACAACAUCGCCGGUCUUUCUCAGGGAGCACUACGGUUUUUUCUUUGGAUACGAUCUGAUCUUCCUUCGUCUGUGGACCACGUCCUACCGUUCCCACGGUAGGUCUAGUAAGCAAUAAAUUGAUUUGUGUUCUGUGCACGAAGGGAAAGUACGUGCGAAGAUUCUAGACAGUAUGAUGAUGGCAAACAUAUCCCCCGUUAUGCUGCCACCCCUUACCGACUAUGGGAUGCUGACUCCUACCCUCGGAAUAAAGGUGAGUGUCCCGGAAUUCCAGUACGCUCGAGGGGCGGGCGCGUCCCUGAUGAUGAGGGGUAGCGACGAGCUUUUGUCGCAAAGCGGAGCAGUUAGCAAUGGUGCUGCAAUGAGUCCACAACCACAUCACGCGGCCGAUAACAACAAUGACGCCAAGAAGGUUAAACUCGACAAGAGCCACAACGGCAAACUUUCGAGGGUUAUCCACAUCAGAAACAUCCCCAACGAAGUAUCGGAGGGUGAGAUCAUCCAUCUUGGCAUCCCCUUCGGCCGUGUCACAAACGUCCUCGUCCUCAAAGGGAAAAAUCAGGCGUUCCUGGAAAUGGCGGAUGAAAAUGCUGCAGCGACGAUGGUAAAUUAUUAUGCCUCGUGCAUGGCCCAGCUCCGUGGCAGAGCAGUCUACGUUCAAUUCAGCAACCAUCGUGAACUGAAAACGGAUCAAACGCACACCAACAAUGCGAACUCGAACAACCAAGUCGCGAUUCCUGGACAGAAUCAGGUGGCUCAGACACAAGCAGAGACCCAAGGGGGGCCCAAUACCGUUCUCAGAGUCAUCGUCGAGCAGAUGGUUUACCCAAUUUCCUUAGACGUGCUCUAUCAGAUAUUCACACGUUUUGGCAAGGUGCUGAAAAUCGUCACUUUCACGAAGAACAAUACUUUCCAGGCACUAAUACAAUACGCCGACAUGCUGUCAGCUCAAACCGCCAAACUCUCGCUGGAAGGUCAGAACAUAUAUAAUUCCUGUUGCACGUUGCGCAUCGACUACAGCAAGAUGCAGAACUUGAACGUGAAGUACAACAACGACAAGUCGAGGGAUUAUACCAACCCGUCUUUGCCAACUGGCGACGCGAAUUUGGACGCGGCAUCUCUUGCUUUGGGCGGCGAACUUCUUCCACAGUUGUUGAUGGGCGCUGGAUCGCAGCCUCGUGCAAGAAUACCCGUAGAGUCCAUUGCAGGGGCACCGGGUGUGCUGCCCACGCCCUUUGCGGCCAUGCACGGUCUACCCUCGCCCUUAGCAGGCCCGUACAACGGGGUUCCACCUGCCGGCGGAUUGGCUGGCCUCGGUGGGUUCCCUUUGGGUGCAGCUGGCCUUGGGGUGCGCGUCCCCACUAAUGCGCAAACCUCCGCUGUCCUGCUCGUCAGUAAUCUCAACGAAGAGAUGGUCACGCCUGACGCUCUCUUUACCCUGUUUGGCGUUUACGGGGAUGUACAGCGUGUGAAGAUUCUCUACAACAAGAAGGACUCGGCACUGAUUCAGAUGGCCGAACCGCAUCAGGCGCACUUAGCACUGACGCACAUGGACAAAUUGCGAGUAUUUGGCAAGCAGAUCAAGGUAAUGCUCAGCAAGCAUCAGACGGUUCAGUUACCGAAAGAGGGCCAACCAGACGCUGGAUUGACGAAAGAUUACACCAAUAGUCCUCUUCAUCGGUUCAAGAAACCAGGCUCCAAGAAUUAUCAGAACAUUUAUCCACCAAGUUCCACUCUGCAUUUAUCAAAUAUUCCUACAACUGUAACCGAAGAGGAGAUCAGGGAUGCAUUCACCAAAAAUGGCUUCACCGUGAAGGCAUUCAAGUUCUUCCCGAAAGACAGAAAGAUGGCGCUUAUACAGAUGCCAAGCAUGGACGAUGCCGUAGCUGCUUUGAUCAAAAUGCACAAUUACCAGUUAAGCGAGUCCAAUCACCUCAGAGUGUCAUUCUCGAAGAGCAACAUCUAACAAGAAUCACAAUUAAGCAACCUGCAGAAACCGCGAUCAAUGAGAAGGGGACCCAAGGUGAUCCAAAAUUUUAAGUGAAACUCCCAAUGUUAAAAGCGUUGAAAAAAAAAAAAACCUGUUAAAAACCAAAAACC